UUGAAAAGAUGCAGAGUCGUGUUCUGGUGCUGAGCGCGUUGGUAUUGAGUUGCCUGUGCCCACGGAGUGCAGGGGAGAGCCGCAGGAAGGAGCUCUGUAAGGGUCGCUGUGCCUGCGAGGAGAGGGACAGCGUGUUGAAUGUGAACUGUGAGGCGAGGGGCUUCACCAGGGUAAGCGGCCUGCAACCUCCCCAGCACCGGCUCUACCAGCUCUUUCUGAACGGGAACUCUCUCACCAAACUGCCGGCUAAUUGCUUCUCUAACUUCAGCCAGGCUGUGACCCUGCACCUGGGCAGCAAUGGCCUGCAGGAGAUCCGCAAUGGGGCUUUCCAGGGUCUGGCUUUGCUGAAGAGCUUACACCUGGACAACAACCGCCUGGAGGUGCUGAGGGAGGAUACCUUCCUGGGGUUAGUCAGCCUGGAAUACCUGCAGGCGGAUUACAACUACAUCAGCAGCAUUGAACCCGGGGCUUUUAACCGCUUGCACAAACUCAAGAUCUUGAUCCUCAAUGAUAACCUGCUCCCCAGUCUGCCUGGCAACAUCUUCCGCUUUGUGCUGCUCACCCACCUGGAUCUGAGAGGCAACAGGCUGCGAAGGUUGCCCUUUAGCGGGGUCCUGGAGCAUAUCGGGGGGAUUGCUGAGAUUCAGCUGGAGGAGAACCCCUGGAACUGUAGCUGUGAGCUGAUGCCCUUGAAAGCUUGGCUGGACUCCAGCUCCCUGCAAGGAGGGGAGCUGGCCUGCGAGAGUCCAUUCCGGCUCCACGGCCGCCUCCUAGCCCAGCUCAGCCGCCAGGAUAUCUGCCCCCGACGGGGCAACAGCGGAGAUUCCGGAUUGAGGAUCCAGCGGCCGUCCAGGGGUCAACCGCAACCUCUGGCUACGGCGGCUCAGCCCGGCUCCAGGGGAGGGCGAACCUCCUCGGGGGGUAAGGGGAGGCUAGCCGCCACUCCGGCUCCUGACCCCCGACAGAUGAGGGGCUCCCAGAGCCGCUUGGCAGGGCAGCCCGAUUGCCCCGGGCUCUGCUGGUGCAGCGUGCAGAAUUCAGAUAGCGCCUUGCAUGUGCAUUGCCACGAGAGGAGGAUUGGCAAUAUCAGCGAGCUGCAGCCCAAACCUUCCAACCCUAAGAAGCUAUACCUAACCGGGAACCUGCUGCAUAUUGUCCAGGUGCACGACCUGGCUGAGUACAGGAGCUUGGAGUUGCUGCAUUUGGGUAACAACCGCAUUUCAGUCAUCCAGGAGGGCGCUUUUCGUAACCUCAGCAAUCUGCGGCGCCUCUACCUGAAUGGGAACCACAUUGAGAGGCUGUCCCCGGCUAUUUUCGUGGGUUUGCAGAAGCUACAACAUCUCUACCUGGAGUCCAACGUGAUUAAAGAGAUCCUGCAGUACACCUUCCACUCUCUGGCCAGGCUCAGCUUGCUAUACCUCAACAACAACUUACUGCGUUCACUACCCGCCAAUGUGUUCGUGGGGACUAACCUGAGCCGACUGAACCUCCGCAAUAACCAUUUCUCACAGCUGCCAGCGCGGGGCCUCCUGGACCAGCUGCCCGCCACUGUCCACCUGGACCUGAGGGAGAACCCCUGGCAUUGCGGAUGCCCCAUUCUCGCCCUCAAGAGCUGGAUGGAGCGGGCAGGAGGCGGCGUACUGACCAGCGAGCUGUCCUGCGAAUCACCGGCCAAGUACGCGGGCAGGGCGCUGCGCUCGCUGCGAGUCGAGGAAAUCUGCUCCGAACACUCGGAUCUUAGUGCCACCUCUUUCACCAGGACGGACAAGCCGAAGCUGCUGGACAGUGAGGUUGGCACUGCUAGUCCGGAGGUGGCCCAGGCCAGUACUGUGCCCCUCUCGGUGCUCAUCCUGGGUUUGCUGGUGGUCUUCAUCCUGAGCGUGUGUUUUGGGGCGGGUCUAUUCGUUUUUGUGUUGAAGAGGCGCAAGACGGCUCAGAGUGGGCACGGAGGUGCCAGCAGUAACUUGGACCUGAAUUCCUACCAGAUACAAUACCCUCCCUACGGCGGAGAAACGGCAGACAAGGCAGAAGCUCAUGUCUACAAUUACAUCUCACACCCUUUGGGCCAGAUGUGCAAGAACCCCAUCUAUGUUCAAAGGGAGGGCGAUCAAGUCGCUUAUUACCGUGAUCUGGAAGGGAAGAAGUCACCCACAGUGGCCCCCACUUACUCCAUCAGCACGGUGGAGCUCCUGGAACACCGACCCCCUCCCACCCCCUCCGAGGUACUGUACCAGAACCUGGCCGAACGGCCCAAGGCACUGCCCGGAGACCACUACAGCUUCUGCACUUUACCCAAGCGUCCGUUCGGCCCGUCCCAGGAUAGCAGGCACAAGCAGCACGACAGGCUCAACAAAACGGUGCUGUACGGCACGCCGAGGAAACAGCUCCGGGAGGCACAGAGAGGCGACAGCUUGUGUCUCCGAGGGAAGUUUCAGGCUGAACCAGACUACCUCGAGAUGUUAGAGAGACAGAGUGCCAUCAGCCAGCUGUAGAAUUAAACAGAGAGAGACAGAUUAACCACUAAAAAAGGACAGAAUGGUUGACUGUAAACCUGACUUAUUCCACAGUGACUUCUGACUGAAGUUUGUCGAUUUCACCAAAUCCCGAUUCUCCCAAAAUCCUACUGAUUUCUCGAUUUUACAAAGGAAGAUUUUUGUUUUUUUUUCGUAUGAUUACUGACCACCACAUUCACUGCUGAGUUGGUUCUAUCAAUCCACGAAUACAAAGCAAUUCCUCAAUUUCUGCUUUUCGGUUUCUUCACCGAUGUUUGAUCAUAUUGUAUAAGUUUGGCGUUUAUUGCAAUUUCCAAAGACCAUUCUCUCCCGCCCUACAUAGUGAGCUAUAUAUCUGCAGCAUAUAUGGCGGAGAACGUUAAUUACAAAGCGCAUCUUGGUCUGAACAUUUACUCAUUUUGUUUGACGCUUUUGGUGGUAAAACUGCACUGCCACGUUUAGCAAACUGAUAAAUCUCCAGUGUUCCAGGGCGUUGUAUC
Rhincodon typus (whale shark) is the source of this 2992-nucleotide messenger RNA. RefSeq names its product SLIT and NTRK-like family, member 2 (gene slitrk2). The transcript has a single exon. Gene Ontology annotation, cellular component: membrane; glutamatergic synapse. Gene Ontology annotation, biological process: axonogenesis; regulation of presynapse assembly; positive regulation of synapse assembly. The coding region runs from base 9 to 2492 and encodes 827 amino acids. Gene Ontology annotation, molecular function: protein binding. Lineage: Eukaryota; Metazoa; Chordata; Chondrichthyes; Orectolobiformes; Rhincodontidae. The record is from RefSeq and is a predicted model, not a curated record.